UAAUCUGCUGCUUGUUUGUCAGAGAUGAUGCAACAUCAGAUCCACUGGAUUCCAGAUAACAACUGGUGAACGUUGUACUUUGAACAGCAGCUUGUUCCAUACAGGGAUUUAACCUCACAGCCCUGCAGCUGCUGUCGGACCAGGUUUCUUCUUCUUCUGGUCUGGAGGACCUCCUCUGCCAUCAUGUCCACCUCCAUGCAGAUCGCACCGGUCAUGGAAGAGACGUACGAUGGAGUUGGCCGCUGUAAGUGUGCCUUCUGGUUGGCGGUGGUCCACGACGUUCUGGGCGUCCUGGUCAUCAUGGUGGGGGUGUUCGGAGGCCUGGUGAUCCACGACGUCUUCAUCUACGGCGGCGCCAUCAUCAUCUUCCUCAGCCUGAUCUGGUGGAUCUUCUGGUACUCGGGGAACAUCGACGUUCCGCCGGAGGAGCUGGAGGACGACGUGGGCCUGAUGAAGCCCCAGAACAGGCGGCUCAGCCGGGCCGUCAGGCGGGUUUCCAACAGGAUCAGGAACUCCUUCAGGAAAAAGGCUCGGCCUCUGGAAGAGGAGCCCUCCGGGGGCCCCGGGCCCUCAGACUAUGGUACGGAUGUAAGGCUCUCCACCAUAUAUGGCAGCUCUAAAGGCUCUUCAUCAAAACAACUUGUGAGAGAAACUUUGUCCAUAUGAAGAGUCAGAACCUGGAGCUGGAGCUUUAUUUUGUCUUUAUUCACAGUUAUUUUUAUGCAUCUCUCAUCAUUAGUCAACACAGAGGUGAUGAAUGAUAAGCUGUAAACUUUGCACACAACAACAGCGGUUUGCUGACACAUUCAGAGACUAUUGACUGUUUUUACUGCCGACCAUCUGUAGCUCAUUUACAGAUUUCGGAGGAGUUGAAAUGAGUGAAGUGCUUAAUUUUAUCUGCAUGAUCUGUUCAUUUAUCAUGGAAGUUGAAACAAAACACUGACACACCUGAAACAGAAAACAGUUAUUAUUAAACAGCUGCUGCAACCUUUUGCUUUCCAAAUGUUCCCUAUUUGCAGCAGAAAUACUAAA
Molecule: messenger RNA, 1032 nt
Organism: Gambusia affinis (western mosquitofish)
Lineage: Eukaryota; Metazoa; Chordata; Actinopteri; Cyprinodontiformes; Poeciliidae
Product: transmembrane protein 238-like
Exons: 1
Coding region: 184-666 (160 amino acids)
Source: RefSeq, a predicted model, not a curated record